AGGCAUGCUGAUUCCCGGCCACCCAUGUGCGCAACUUCCAGCGUCUGGUCAGAACUCAGAUAUCUCUGGGCUGGUAAUGAUGCCCAGGAACUGUCAUUCCCAGGCCCAAUAUCACGCAAAACAUUUCCGGAGCCCGCAGAUAGCAGAAACAUGCGAGAAAAUCCUCGGACGAGAUUUCAAGAUCACAAGUGGGCUGCGCGUCAAGCUGAGCGACGCGGGAAAGGAAUAUUUGCGAUUGUGGGACAAGGAACAUGGAACUGACUAUCUGGACGAUGGGAUCGGUACUGUGGUCUACAAUGGGAGAGAAGCUUAUAUGGGCAUGUGCACUGUAAAAUGGGAUAGCGGGAGGAAGCCAAUAAUCGACAACACGUACUACGUCUACAACUGUGGCAAUGACGGGUUGUAUCAUCUUGCUCUCGCCGAGGAGCCCGCAUGGUCUCUAGAACCCCCGGACGAGCUCGGCCUGCGCGAGCAGGACCGGCAGAAACUUCAGUCGAUCCGCGAGAACUCUGCGAGAUCGGAGCGGAACAACACAUGAGCAAGGAGGAGGAGAAAGGAGAUGAGAUGCCAUGAGAGCAUGGAGAGAGCGACGGAGCGGAGGGAGAGGAGAAGCAGAAGCAGAGGUGAGGUGUAUGAUAGGAGGACGCGACCAGUCCGAUCUACCUUGAUUAUUAACUGCGAUGAAUUAGAAAACGAGGGAACUG
This is a messenger RNA of Guillardia theta CCMP2712, 704 nucleotides long. RefSeq lists its product as hypothetical. NCBI's taxonomy places the organism in Eukaryota, Cryptophyceae, Pyrenomonadales, Geminigeraceae. The record is from RefSeq and is a predicted model, not a curated record. The coding region runs from base 5 to 538 and encodes 177 amino acids. The transcript has 6 exons.